Molecule: messenger RNA, 2543 nt
Organism: Colletotrichum destructivum
Lineage: Eukaryota; Fungi; Ascomycota; Sordariomycetes; Glomerellales; Glomerellaceae
Product: Putative hexokinase, ATPase, nucleotide binding domain-containing protein
Exons: 3
Coding region: 924-2525 (533 amino acids)
Biological process (GO): glucose metabolic process; glycolytic process; mannose metabolic process
Cellular component (GO): cytosol; mitochondrion
Molecular function (GO): fructokinase activity; glucokinase activity; D-glucose binding
Source: RefSeq, a predicted model, not a curated record
UUGUUGCACGCGUUCGGUUUCCCGUCUGUCUCCGCUUACCGGAGCUCACCUAAACUCUCUCCUCAACCCUCUUUUUCUCUCUCCUCUCACCAGCAACCAUCUCCAACCCUUCACCAUCCAUCCUCCAAACCCACCUUCUACUCCAUCCACCCGUCCAUGCAUCAACACGAGCAUUCGGCCCCCAAGUGACGUGGAUUGGACCAUCGGGCCUGGAUUGGACUAGGCCAGAUGAACCUUGUAGCGGCAUUGGUAUUGGGAUUGCGGUGUGUGUGUGUCGCCCCAUCGCCUGUGCGACGUUGAAGAGAGAAGCUCCCAUCGACCAUUCCUGUUCUCACCUUGUCUGGCAGCAAUACAUGGUGUCGCCUCCAGCUGCCACUGCACCUCCCUUCCUUCUCAUAGACAAGCCAGUGUUUCUCUGAUCCGUAAUAUCCAUUGGGCGUUGGUCGUUGUCGCCAUCGUCUUGCCUCUCUGCAGUUAGUUAUUCAUCCCACUGCCGGGCCCCGUUGGAUACGAUACGACGUCCCCAGCCUGCGCCAACCCCCGAACGGUCGAACGACCACCACCCGGUAGGUUUCAUUCCUGCUCCAUGCACACACACACACACACACACACACACACACGCAAUCCCCCCCAUCCAUCCUUCCUCGGAUUGUGCCUGUCGAUCCGCUACCAGUCCGCCGUGGGGUCCCGGUUUAAACGUUGUUUGCGACAUCUUUGCGACCCUCCUCCUCCUCCUUCACACGAAAUCUCACUUAUCUCGUCCCAUCUCGCCGGCCUUGUCCCCAGUUGUCAUGGCUCGUGCCCCGUCCCGUUUAUUUACAGUCCAAUAUCUCGUCAGCUAGAUAGAUGGUCCAGCAUCGUCCACGCCUCUUCCGUUCGAACCCUUUUCUUGAUCCAGGCAGCAGUGUCAUCACCCCCCUGCCAUGACCACGUUUCCAAAGUCCUUCUUGGCCGCUGUCGUCAAGCAGCUGCUCCGGGGCAAGUCUUUGCUACAGGCUCUUAUUGCCUUCUGUAUCACCCCUCAGUCCGUUUCCGGGACCAGGCCAACAGUCGAGUGCUCCAAGACCGCACCGACAACAACAUCGACACGGAACGUCGAGGAGUUCCUGAAGGAGGCCGAAGACCUCCUCAUCGGCCCCUUGCUUGGCGAUGGCCUCCUCGAGUUGUCCAAUGCUCUGAAGGCCCAGUUCAGGGACAAGCUGCAGACGAGCAUGGCCUGCAUGCUCCCGUCGUACAACCAUCAGCUCCCCGGCGGGCACGAAGUCGGCCAGUAUCUGGCCGUGGAUGUGGGCGGAUCGACGCUGCGUGUCGCAUUGGUGGAGUUGCGGGGCCGGGACUCCAAGGGGAGCGAGAGCGAGAUCGUGCGGAUGAGCUCGUUCAAGAUCAACAACGACAUCAGGAAUCUGGAGGGCAUGGCCUUUUUCGACUGGAUGGCUCAGAGGAUAUGGGACAUGGUGUCUCAAGACGGACAGGACACUUCACGGCCCAUGCCUAUUGCCUUGGCUUGGAGCUUCCCCAUUGAGCAAACAUCAUUGAAAGGUGGCCGCAUACACGGCAUGGGUAAGGGAUUCCUCGCCGCCGAGGGUCUCAUGGGACAAGACCUCGGCGAGGUGAUCGAGUCCGCCUGCGCGGCGAGGGGCAUGAACGUCCAGCUGCGCGUCAUCCUCAACGAUGGAGGCGCCACGCUUCUCUCGCAGGCCUACAUCCACCCGGCCACGCGGUUCGGCCUCAUCCUCGGCACCGGCGUCAACAUCGCCGCCUACCUGCCCGUUUCUCUCAUCGGGAAGCCCAAGUUCGGCGACCGGCCGCGGGAAUGGUGGGACGAGGCGCGCGACGUCAUCGUCAACACGGAGCUCGGUAUGUUCGGGCAGGAUGUUCUGAGCGUGACGCGUUGGGAUGCGCUGCUGAAGCAGGGGCAUCCGAGGCCAGAUUUCCAGCCUCUGGAGCAGAUGGUGAGCGGGUACUAUCUCGGUGAGGUGGUGAGGUUCGCCUUGGUCGAGGCGAUCCGGACGACGGGCCUCUUUGGCGGCGUCGUGCCCAAGUCGCUCAACGAGCCGUAUUCUCUUGCAUCGGAAACGAUAUCUGCCAUUGAAGGAGAUACGACGCCGUUGUUUACGUCCUCCAUCGAUCUCUUCGUCGCACGCCAUCCCUCGUCUCACACACCGACCUCAUCUGACAUAUCGGCCCUCCGUUCCCUCGCGUCCUUCGUCUCGAGGAGAUCGGCCGCCAUUAUCGCCGCGUGCCUACACGCCAUCUGGUCCCUCCGCCUCGAGGCUCUGGGCAGGGAGGAGCCAGAGGACGAGUUCCCCGACAGGCUAGGGCAGGAGUCGGGUCUGGUGCGGACGAUGGUCGCGUACAACGGCAGCGUGAUCGAGUACUAUCCAGGCUAUUUGGCCAUGUGUCAGGGUUACGUGGAUGCUCUGGUCAACAGGAAGGACAGGAGCAUCAGCCUCGUGCCAGCGAAGGAGAGCUCAUUGCUGGGGGCCGGCGUUGCGCUGGCGAGGACGUGCAACGCACCUGCGUGAGACUUUUGUCGCACCCGC